AUGUUCCCUCUAGCCUUGUCGCCCAGUACACCAGGGGAACCAGGCGAAACAGUCAACAACUCUGAAAUGGAAGAGUGCAGUGAUCUGUUGGAGGAGAAACCAGAGGGGAAUCAAAACUCUAUGGAUGUUUCCAGAAGUAAGAGAAGCAAUGGCCGACUCGAUAGCACCAGUAGCAGCCGGAGCAGCAGUACUGACAGCCUGACUGAUAUUGUCUCAUGUAUCUCAGUUCUCCCAAUUUCACUACCUCAACCUGGCAACAACCUGUCGGAACAGCAGGGGACAUUAUCAUGGUUCAACAGCAACGUCAUCAUUGAAAACCUAGAGAGCACUAAAGUGGCCGUGGCCCAGUUUUGCCAGCAGAGCCGAUCGGACACCGGCAACAGUGGCAGCAGUAAGAUGGCUGUCUCAUCUCUGAUGGAGAAACUCCUGGCUCUGCAGCUGCAACAGAUCCACCAGCUGCAGCUGAUGGAUCAGAUUUGUCACCAGGUCUUACUGUUUGCCUCCCAGAGGUCUGAGGUAGCAGAGUCUCCAACACAGACACCCACCAGCUGCCCUCAGGGUAGUCUAGCAUCAACGCAUGCCAGCCAGCUGACAACUCUCAGUUCUCAUCUAUCCCAGCAGCUAGCUGCAGCCACUGGGUUAGCCCACAGUCUCGCCACUCAGUCUGCCAGCAUCAGUCACUUUAAACAAUUAACAGCAACAGUACAGUUACCGCAGAGCCCCCUUAGUAGCAGCCUUGUGCACUCUAGCACCGAACCCUUACAAAGCAUGGGUAAACUCAUAGCUUCAGCAGUUAGCAAGCACCACUCUAGAAAGAAGUACACUCAUGCUAAUGGUCUGUACCCUCAACUAAAUGUUUCAGCCCAUAGCAAAAUGAACUCACCAGCACUUGGCACAGGUAUCUUGCUAAACCCAUCGAAUAAACCAUGUCUACCUCAGCCACCAUCCAGCAAUCAAACACUCUCUAGCGCUGGACCAAGCAUUGGUGCAAUUGUGGAGGAUGUGAAUGCUUUGACGGCAUUAGCCCAACAAAGGAAAGGCAAACCAACCAACGUGACUUCUUUAGAACGCAAAAUGUCUUCUGAACAGGCUUACUUUAAACACAAAUGCAGGUUUUGCGCUAAGGUAUUUGGGAGUGACAGUGCCAUGCAGAUCCAUUUGCGAUCCCACACUGGGGAAAGGCCAUAUAAGUGCAACAUCUGCGGGAAUCGUUUCUCCACCCGUGGGAACUUGAAGGUACACUUCCAGCGGCACAAAGAGAGGUACCCCCACAUCCAGAUGAACCCUUACCCUGUUCCAGAACACCUUGACAAUAUCCCAACCAGCACAGGAAUCCCUUAUGGCAUGUCUAUGCCACCACAAAAACCAGUCACAUGCUGGCUGGAGAGUAAAUCAUCCCUAGCCACCUUGACUACUUCUGUUGGCCGGUUGCUCCCAACUGUAUCACCCAACUUACCCUUUCUUAUCAAGAAAGAGGAGCAGCCUGUCUCAAUAACCACGCUUUCCAGUCCAGGCGUACGUGAAUCAUCUAGUGCGGUAAAGUCUACCAAGAGUGUUAACCUUGUAGAGCCUGGAAAAGUCCCCACCAUCCCCACAUUGAAUCUGAAAAGAGAAGAUGUUAAACCCCCUUUGACCUUUGUCUCAAAGAUGAGCUCGAGAAAAGAAGGAUCAGCUGACUAUAUAUCCGCCAACAUCACUUCCAUUAGCACAAAUCCCAUCAAGUCGGAGCAGUUCAAGACCAAACAACCCUUUGGAGGAGGAGUCCAUGAUCCCCUGCAGACAUCAGAGACCUCAAAACUCCAGCAGCUAGUGGAGAACAUUGACAAGAAGAUGACGGACCUCAAUGAGUGCAUCAUUUGCCACCGCAUACUUAGUUGCCAGAGCGCCCUCAGGAUGCACUACCGCACCCACACAGGAGAGCGGCCCUUCAGAUGUAAAGUGUGCGGACGGGCGUUCUCUACCAAAGGGAAUCUGAAGACGCACCAUGCAGUUCAUCGUGCCACGCCGCCACUGAGGGUCCAGCACUCCUGCCCCAUCUGCCAGAGGAAGUUCACCAACGCUGUUGUCCUACAGCAGCAUAUUCAUAUGCACAUGGGUGGCCAGAUUCCCAACACCCCUCUCUCUGAACAGAGCUACGCAAAGUCAAUGGAGUCUGGCGGAGGUUCAGUGGAUGAAAGGAAAUUAGAAGAGUUAGAGAACCUUUCUGAUGAUGAUAUGGACUUCAAUGACUGUGGGAUUGCAGGCAUGUCCAGGUUUAUUAACUCCUUAUCUGUCAGCUUGUCUCCUUCUGAUAGUACAGGAGCAGGCUCCUUUGAUGCCCAGAAGAAACUCAACUAUCUUAGGCCAGUGGAGGAGACGCAGGUCAGCUGGUUUAAGACAAAGGGACUGGCUAAAGAGGAUCAACAUGCCUAUGACUCAUCAUCUCUUUGCGGUGACCAAAGUGAUGGGAGACUUGCUGUUUCUGAGAAUACAGCUGCAAAGCACUUUUUUUCCCCAAGCGAGAGUGUUCCAGUAUGUUCUAGCCCCACAAGAUGUGAGGAAAGGUACCAGAAUGCUUUAUCCCAGGCACAUAUCAAUGCAAGCCCUCUGCAAUUCACUGACACUGGCAUGGCAUCUCUUCACCACCUAACAUCUUUAAACCCACUAAAGGAUCCCACUAAUAUGGUCCACACAUUCUGUGAACAACGAGGCACUGCAUGCAAUAUUUGCAGCAAGACCUUUGCCUGCCAAAGUGCCUUGGACAUCCAUUAUCGAAGCCAUACCAAGGAGAGACCCUUCCUUUGCACAGGGUGCAACAGAGGGUUCUCCACUAAGGGGAACCUCAAGCAGCACAUGCUAACCCAUCAGAUGAGGGACCUGCCAUCCCAGUUGUUUGAGCCCUCCAUUCCCAGCCUUGCUUCCAGCCCCAAUUCCUCUGUACAUCCUCUGGCCUCCCAAAUGAUCAAGCCAGAAGUUAACAGUUUCCUGGGUAGCGUCCCCUAUGGGGAACCAAGGGAUCUUCAAGGCAGUUUGAGUUUGAGGAUGUCCUCAGCCUCCUCCUCCCCAGUGCUCGCUGCCCUGCCACCUCGACGAACUCCCAAGCAGCAUUACUGCCACACUUGUGGGAAAACCUUCUCUUCCUCCAGCGCCCUGCAAAUCCACGAGAGGACUCACACUGGGGAGAAGCCGUUCGCGUGCACUGUCUGUGGUCGGGCAUUCACCACCAAAGGAAAUCUGAAGGUCCAUAUGGGAACUCACAUGUGGAGUAGUGCCCCCACCAGACGAGGACGCAGACUGUCUGUGGACGGACCAUUGAUGUUUAUGGGAACCCAUCCUGUGAAACUAUCAGAGCCACUUCAGAGGCCAGACAUUAGGUCCAGUAAUGGAGACUCCUUUAGUCUCUGGAACCACUGUACAGACUCCUUCUCUAAGAAUUUGGCCAUUAAGACCAAUGAUAUCUCAGUCAUCCAGAACGGAGGCGGGCCUUACCUCUCUGGACCAUUGGGACAUGGGGCCAGCUCACCCAAAGGGAGUGUAAAUGUUGGUCUAGACAAAUUUCCCCGUACAGAACACAAUGCUUCUUUGACGCUGCCUGGGGAAAAUGAUACAGAAAGAGCGACUUACUUCCGUUUCACUCAUUUGAUGGAGGAGAGGAAGGAAAUGAUUGCCAAUUAA
Molecule: messenger RNA, 3654 nt
Organism: Salvelinus namaycush (lake trout)
Lineage: Eukaryota; Metazoa; Chordata; Actinopteri; Salmoniformes; Salmonidae
Product: sal-like protein 1
Exons: 2
Coding region: 1-3654 (1217 amino acids)
Biological process (GO): regulation of transcription by RNA polymerase II
Cellular component (GO): nucleus
Molecular function (GO): DNA-binding transcription factor activity, RNA polymerase II-specific; RNA polymerase II cis-regulatory region sequence-specific DNA binding
Source: RefSeq, a predicted model, not a curated record